AUGGCGAAAGUUGGUCCAGCCACGAUGACCACGGAACCGCUGUUCCGGCAGUUAAUGCCGAAAACACGUCCUUACUAUGCCACACCGUAUGAGGAAACUCUGGCAUACUUGGAAAGACUUGGACGUCGCUCCGCUCAACGUUCAUCGCCCCAAUGCCAAGAAACGCGACUAAGGUCGCUCGAAGCACAGGUGCAAAACCUGCGUGAUCAACUACGUGAGACGUCGUUCGGUUGGGUGAUUCCAAGACCGAGAAUGAACGAUUACGUUACCUCUACAACAGCAGCGAGGUAA
Messenger RNA from Ostertagia ostertagi, 291 nucleotides. The record is from the annotation of a GenBank genome assembly. NCBI's taxonomy places the organism in Eukaryota, Metazoa, Nematoda, Chromadorea, Rhabditida, Trichostrongylidae.